AUGCUAAAUUUAGGCACACCAUGAAUUUGAGUACCGACAGUCCGUAUAAAAGGCCGUGCAAUGGCCAAGUAAAUAUCACUUGUGUUUUACACUGCAAGAUAUCAGUAUCAGCAGAGCGACUUAUCUAUAACUAUGAUAUCUUCAAACGGAAAAGGUUUAAUGGCUCUUCACCUCCUACUAACUGUGCUACCAUAUGUGGUGGUAGCUUCGACAUUGCAACGGACAAUAAGCUUCAGUUCGUCCGCUGUAAACCAGCAAUGUUUCAGUUGCGACAACGCAAGGUCAAAUGCAGAUUGUCAAAAAAUGGUCACUUGUCAACGAAACGAAAAAGCGUGCCAAACAGAAAUUCGGGUUUACAGUAUCGGGAACACGUUUGCUGUUAGAAUAAAAAAGGGGUGCAAGCAAGAACAUGCAUGCAACAACAAUUUCCUCCAAAACGAUCGUCCUGGUUGGCCAAGCACACAAUGCAACGAUAUUCCAAACACUCCUUUAUCAGUGUGCAGAUAUUGCUGUAACACACCUAACUGCAACGGCGACCUGCAGGAGCGUCAAUGUACAGAAUUAAAAGCUCCCGAACAUGGUACAGUUACUUGUUCAUUCAACACCCAGUACAACACUACUGUGUGCGACUUCCGAUGUGACCAGUGUUACAACGUUGUUGGGUCAGAUAGCAGAAUAUGCCUUGAAAGUAAACUGUGGUCAGGCGCAGAAACUGAAUGUGAAUACGACACAAGAUGUGAUCGCUGUGAUGCUACGAUGCUAACUCCUCCAGAAAAUGGUGAAACUACCUGUACGGAUGGCCGCACUGUCGGUUCAGUGUGUAGCAUCCAAUGUGCGGAUGGCUACGACUUGAUUGGACAGGCAGAAAUCACGUGUGAAGUGACGAAACAGUGGAGUCACCCUAAGCCUGUUUGCACGAAGAAAAUUACGUGCCCAAAACUUUUAUCGCCACCCCAUGGAACAUACUCUUGUACACCGGAUGAUAUUUCAGUUAACUCCGUAUGUUCGAUACAGUGUGAUCUAUGUUACCGAACAGAAAGCGAUAACCUCUUGCCGCAAAAUGACGACGAAGCCAACCGCGUAUGCCAAGAUGAUGGUACUUGGUCAAACGAACCGACUCAAUGCAUAUACGAUCCAAUGUUCGAUGUAAACUGUCCGGAUUCCUAUUGUAACGAUGAUAUGACAACGCAACCUAGUUUCGGAUCUGUUGAUUGUACUGACGGCGCUAGGUGGCACUCGAACUGCUCGUUUGAAUGCAGUGAAGGGUAUACGCUGCAAGGUGAACAAGUUGUAACGUGCAUGAACGACAAUUCAAAUUGGAAUAAUGAGAAGCCAUACUGCAAACAAGACUGUCAUGAACUAGCUAUUGAGUCCUCAGACGGCAAUUCUUGCGUUUGCAGAAGAGGAUAUACAGGUGAUGGUUAUACAUGCACGGAUGUGAACGAAUGCAGCGACAAUUCAUUAAACCAGUGUCAUGAAUUUGCUACUUGUACCAACACUGCAGGAUCCUAUUUGUGCAAUUGUAUUGCUGGUUAUGAGGGAAAUGGAUUUUCAUGCGUUGACAUUGAUGAGUGUUUGACGGGGGAAGCAGAUUGUUACAUGGAUGACGGAAAAGUUUGUGUAAAUACACCUGGGAGUUAUGAAUGCAGUUGUGCAGCUGAAUAUACUGGAGAUGGAAUUAAUUGCACAAAAGUGGAGUUGCCUUGCCCUCCACAUGAAUUAUUAGAUGGAGAAUAUUGCUUCAGAUAUCUUGUGGUAGAUCCUGAACACCCAUCAUUUACUGCAUCGGACGCAUGUGCUAACAUUGAAAGUGGUCACCCUGCUACUAUUCGUACUAUGAUGGAUUAUCAAACACUUAAUGCUAUUUUACUGGAUAAAUUAGUUCCUGACGGUGACAUGACAACUAAAAUUCUUGGUCCAUGGAUUGGAUUAGAUGACCGAUACAUGGCUGGUGUGUAUAGGUGGAGAGAUGGCUCAUUAUUGUCACCAACUGACUACCAAGUUUGGGCUGAAGGUCCACCAAGAAUGAGACCAGUGGGAGGGCGUCCAGAGCCAAGAUGUGUGCACUUGGUUUCGGAUCCAGAAAACUAUGGAACACGAGAUUUUAAAUGGACCGAGCUACUUUGCAGUGAAUUGGCAAGAUAUGUUUGCGAUACAGAGAAAACUAAUGAACAAGUGAAUUUGUGCCAGCCCGCUCUGGCCGGUAUGCCUAAUGGUAAAAUCUCAUGUUCUGAUGGCUGGCAACAAGGUUCAACUUGUGAGUUCGAAUGUAAUGAAGGCUAUGAACUUAUGGGACCAAGCUCUUCUGUAACAUGCCUUGGACCAUACAUGUUAUGGAGUAACAUACUACCGCAGUGUGUUGAAUCUGUCUGCUCACCAGUCAUAAGUGCACCAAACAGCGGUUCAGUGUCUUGCACGAACGGCAACAAAGUUUCGUCAAGAUGUGCAUUUUCCUGUGAUAAUGGAUACAGUAUACACGGCAGCCCAGAAAUUGAAUGUCGACAAAACUUGACUUGGAGUGACAGCAAAGCCUGCUGUGUCGACUCAUGCCCCCCAAAAGCAAGAAUGGACUUGAUUUUUAUCAUGGAUAGCUCUGGUAGUAUAGGAGAAGAAAACUUUAAAACAAUGAAACAGUUUGUUAAAAAUGUAUAUGAGAGAUUUACGCUGUCAGAUGAGUUCACUAGAAUAGCAGUCGUUACUUUCCACUCUGUUGUACAACUUGCCAAUGAUACUGAAUGGUUUUACUCGAAAACUGAGCUUGACAAUGCGAUCGACUCUUUACAGUUUGCUGGCAAGGGAACAUUAACAGGACAAGCUCUGACUUUCACACGAGAACAUUUGAUUGGAAAACGUGAAGGAUCCACCAAUGUUGUCAUUGCUGUGACAGAUGGUAACUCAAAGGACAACUCGAAAGCUGCAGCGGCUGAAUUACGAAAUAUGAACGUUCACGUGAUGGCUGUUGGUAUCACGGGGUCUCAUCUCCGUGAUUUGAGCAUGAUCGCAUCGAAGCCGGCAAGCGAAAACGUCCUCAGUCUCUCACAAGUUGAAGACAUCAAUGAUGUGAUUGAUGUCGUUGGAAGAAGAGUUUGCAACUUUCAGUGUUAAUUAACGUGUGCUUUGUUUAUUUGUGGUGAAAAAUAAAGUGUGUUCAUGUAUUUACUUGUGAGUUAUGUUAAAAAAUAAACUUUAAAAUAGUGUUGACGGUUACAAAAA
Molecule: messenger RNA, 3213 nt
Organism: Ciona intestinalis (vase tunicate)
Lineage: Eukaryota; Metazoa; Chordata; Ascidiacea; Phlebobranchia; Cionidae
Source: RefSeq, a predicted model, not a curated record